CACAAACACAAACACACCAAGAUAGUAUUCUAAUUUCGAAAAAAAUGAAAAAUGAUGAUUCCUUCAAGAAGCCCGGAUCCAUUCCCUUCAAAUGGGAGAUCCGACCCGGAGUCCCGAAACCCCAAACACAACCGGGUCGUCGCCAGCUUGAAUCCGGAUCCGAAAAGCUGCACCAGAGGAAGCACAAGGUAGCACUAGCAAGCAUUCACAACGACCCGAUUCAGGAAACACCAAGAAAGCUCAAACCACCACCAGCCGGGUUAUUCUUCCACCCCCCCAUGGAGCCCCAAACCCGAACCCGAACCCGAACCCGCUCCAUCCGAUCAUCGCCGCGCACACUAUCAGAUCGGGUCGGAUCACCACGCGCAUUGCUUCUUGCCCGACCCGACGUGGUUAUUACGGCUGGGUGCUUCCCAUCGCCCCAGAAACCGAAGAAUGUGAAGGGGGCUAGAUCCGUAUCCGAACCCGAUUACUAUUCGGAUAUUGAGGUUUCGUCGCGGUGGUCCGUUUCGAGUAGGAAAACAGUCCCGACGUCGUCUCCUUCCAUUCACGGGUCAUCGCCCCGACCCGUUUCUGAUGCGGAAUGGGCAGGGUUCGGGUUGUUUUAGAAUCAAAUGGAUCAUCGUUAAUAAUAGAAGAAGCACUAUAUAUCUUUUGCUCAAUGUGUUUUAAAUAUCCAUGCAAUCAUAUACAUCGAAGUGUAUAAAUGGAGAACAAAUUUUACUUAAUUUAUGGCAUGUUAUCUGAAUAAA
Salvia hispanica is the source of this 752-nucleotide messenger RNA. Its product is annotated as hydroxyproline-rich glycoprotein family protein. NCBI's taxonomy places the organism in Eukaryota, Viridiplantae, Streptophyta, Magnoliopsida, Lamiales, Lamiaceae. The record is from RefSeq and is a predicted model, not a curated record.